Messenger RNA from Pichia membranifaciens NRRL Y-2026, 1455 nucleotides. RefSeq lists its product as hypothetical. Gene Ontology annotation, molecular function: adenine deaminase activity. Gene Ontology annotation, cellular component: nucleus; cytosol. The transcript has a single exon. Bases 204 to 1388 code for a protein of 394 amino acids. NCBI's taxonomy places the organism in Eukaryota, Fungi, Ascomycota, Pichiomycetes, Pichiales, Pichiaceae. The record is from RefSeq and is a predicted model, not a curated record. Gene Ontology annotation, biological process: adenine catabolic process; hypoxanthine salvage; purine ribonucleoside monophosphate biosynthetic process.
UGCAAUUGCGGGUGGAGGAGACAAAUCCAGUGGAUGUGAACGUCUGGUAGAGCCAAGGCCCCAUUUAGUCCCCGCUUGACUGAAGAUACCGGGCCCCAGAUAGCCAGCAAUCCGGCACCGGUGGCCGUUUCCGCCGUUUUAUCUCGAUAAAGAAUUUUUUUCCUCCCGGGAUCGUUUCUUUUUCUUUCCGUGGCUUUUUGGAGAUGCCUUUUUUUCUCUUCCUUGCAGUUUUUUUCUUCCUCUUCUCUUUACAGACACCUUGCUUUUAUGGCUUUCUUCUGUUUACAACGGAGAGACACAAUACAACACAAGCUAUGACCACCAUCUACCCAAUCUCGGAACAGAAGCGCAAGUUCUUGCACGAAUUGCCAAAAUGUGAGCACCACGUCCACUUGGAAGGGACAUUGUCUCCCGACCUUCUAUUCACGCUUGCGAAGAGAAACAACAUCGAAUUGCCAGCACACUUCCCAUCGUCGAUUGAGCUCUGCAACGAUAGGUACGAGAAGUUCACCGACCUACAGGACUUCCUCGACCACUACUACAUCGGGAUGUCGGUGCUAAUGACAGAAUCCGACUUCGAGGACCUUGCCUGGGACUACUUUGUCAAGGCCAAGCACGACGGUCUGCACCAUGCAGAGACAUUUUUCGAUCCACAGGGCCACGUGGAGAGGGGCAUCCCGAUCGAAACCGUGGUCAAUGGCUUCCACAGGGCCAGCCAGAGAGCGCAAGCGGAGCUGGGCAUCUCGACAAAGCUGAUCAUGUGCCUGUUGAGGCACUUGCCAAGUCAGGACGGCCUCAAGACAAUCAACGAUGCUAAGCAGUUUUACCAGGACGGGAUCAUCCACGGGCUAGGCCUCGACUCGAGCGAAAAGCCAUUCCCUCCGGAGCUGUUUGAAGAGUGCUACGCCCUUGCCAAGAAGAACUGUCCCGAGAUCGGCCUCACGGCGCACGCCGGCGAAGAGGCCGACCCCUCCUUCAUCAGCAACUCGCUUGACUUGUUGAAGGUGACCAGAAUCGACCACGGCGUCCAGAGUUACAGAGACGACGAGUUGCUCAAGAGACUCGCCAAGGACAAGGUCAUGCUCAGCUUGUGCCCCUUGAGUAACGUCAAGCUCCAGGUCGUCAGCGACGUCGGCGAGCUCCCACUCCGCAAGUGGCUCGACUACGGCGUCCCCUUCAGCAUCAACUCAGACGACCCGGCCUACUUUGGCGGGUACCUCUUGGACAACUACCUUGCCGUCGAGAGCCGCUUCAACCUGAAGCCAGAGGAGUGGGUGCAGAUCACCAAGAACAGUGUCGACGGCAGCUGGAUCGACGCCGCCAGAAAGAAACAGCUCCACGACGAGAUCGACCGCGUGCAUGCCAAGUACAGAGACGUGCUUGUCUAGACCUUUGUGUAGAGAGGAACAGUAUAGAUAGAAACAGUAGAGUAAUGGAAAAAAUGACAGAAAUGAG